Centrocercus urophasianus (Greater sage-grouse) is the source of this 3073-nucleotide messenger RNA. It is a transcript of the gene CERS4, whose product is annotated as ceramide synthase 4. Gene Ontology annotation, molecular function: DNA binding; sphingosine N-acyltransferase activity. Gene Ontology annotation, biological process: ceramide biosynthetic process. The record is from RefSeq and is a predicted model, not a curated record. The coding region runs from base 118 to 1335 and encodes 405 amino acids. Lineage: Eukaryota; Metazoa; Chordata; Aves; Galliformes; Phasianidae. The transcript is spliced from 12 exons. Gene Ontology annotation, cellular component: membrane.
GCCGAGCGGGUCUCCGGAGAGACCGGGUCAGCGCCGCCCCCGGGGGAGAGGAGAGCGAGGCAGCGGCCCGGGGGAGGCGGAGAUUCCUCUUCCAUAGGUCAAUAAGGACUUGAUGACAUGAAUCUAGAAAUUUCCAGGAUGGCACACUCUUUGAAUGAAUGGCUAUGGCAGCACGAGUUCUGGCUCCCCCCAGGAAUUACAUGGGAGGACAUGAAGGAGUCUGAAGACAUCCACUACCCUAAGCCUCGUGAUCUCCUGCUCAGCAUCCCUUUUGCCUUAAUCCUGGUUGUCAUUCGAUGUGUCUUUGAAAGAGCCAUAGCCCUGCCUCUCAGUGCCAAACUAGGUGUGAAGGACAAGUUGAGACCUAAAGCUCAGCCCAUCUCCAUUCUGGAAACAUUCUACACUGUGAAUUGUAGGAACCCUAAAGAGGGUGAGCUGAUCAGUUUAGCCAAACAAUGUGACCUGCCAGUGAGAAAGGUGGAGAGGUGGUUCCGGCGCCGGAGGAACACCGACCGACCGAGCCUGUCGAAGAAGUUCUGUGAGGCCUGCUGGAGGUUUGCGUUUUACAUCAUUUCUUUCUUCACUGGGCUGGCUGUACUGUAUGAUAAGCCUUGGCUUUGGGACCAUAGAGAGUGCUGGACAGGUUACCCGCAACAGCCUCUCCAGCCCUCUCUGUUCUGGUACUACAUGCUGGAGCUUUCCUUCUACUGCUCACUGGUCUUCACCUUGCCCUUUGAUGUGAAGAGGAAGGACUUCAAGGAGCAGAUAGUCCAUCAUGCUGCAACCAUCUUCCUGAUCAGUUUCUCAUAUUGUGCCAAUUACAUCCGCAUUGGGACACUGGUGAUGGUGAUUCAUGAUGCUUCUGAUUGCUUCCUAGAGCCAACUAAGAUAUUCAAUUACAUGAAGUGGAAAAAAACCUGUGACAGCCUCUUUAUGAUCUUCUCAGCUGUCUUCCUCAUCAGCCGCCUGGUCAUUUUCCCCUACACAGUGCUCUAUAACACCUACUACUACUCCAUGGAGAUAUUCCAGCCCUUCUUUGGAUACUACUUUGUGAAUGCUCUCCUGAUAACUCUACAGUUGCUUCACAUCUUCUGGUCCUGCCUCAUUAUUCAUAUGGUCUACAAGUUCAUGCUCCAGGGCACGAUGGAAAAGGACAUGAGAAGUGAAACAGAAGAGAGUGACGUGGAUGAAGAAAGAGAAAACAUGAUGGAAAAAGAGAAAAAUGGGAUUGCACGUUUCAGCAAUGUCACGAGCAGCAAUGACAUCCAGAGGAAUGGGUCUGAGCCACUGAACAGCAGAGCCCAUCUCACCAAUGGCCACGUCAAGGAAAGAUAGCCCUCUUUGUGUCUGUCAUGAAUCCGGUCCACCAUCUUUAGAAGCAGUUUUGCUUGUUGUAUAGAUACAAAAGAUUGCAAUUGCAGUAUCAUAACUAAAUUUGUUUUUAUUGUAAACAGAAUUGUGUACAGUUAGUGAUAUCUGAGGGGAGUUUUUGGUCUUUCUUCAACGUAAGUUUUCUGUAGGUUGUAGCCUUGAGGCAAAUAGAAGGGGAUCCAGGUGGUUUGACUUAAACUAGACAAUAUCACAGCAGGUGUUAAACAUGUUGAUCUUGAAAAACACUCAGAACAGUGGAUGAUGUUGGACAAUGUCACCUCUUAACUGCCUAAUGCUGUUUGAUAGGAAUCUAUUUGGAAUGGCCUCUGGAAGCCAAAGCCCACUGCCACUAAUGACUAUGGACAGGAAGUGUGAAACUCUAAACCUUAACACAGGGACACUUCAAGAGCAGAGGUGCCCAAUACGUACUCAUAACAUUGAAACUGUGUAUAGUGGUAUAAAAGCUUUGGAAAGAUACAGGAGAAAACAUUUUCGUACAGGAAAUGCUGCUGUGUGCCAUGUGACUGGUUUUGUAACGUAUGGAUCUCAGUCCCUUCUCUUGUCAGCACUGUUGCCUCAAAGGGGGGGAACUCCAAAGGCUGUAAUGAAGAGAGUUCCCACCCCAGUCGUGGUUGUAGGGGCUAGAAAAUCCAAGCAGUUGUGUCUCAGCUGUCAGAUAAUGAAUCCCAUCUUGGAAAGUAACAAUUUCAGGAGAAGAGGGGGGACAAGGAAAUUGAUAUUCUAGAGGACAACACCGAUCCAGUGCUCAUGUUUUUAUGUAGGAUGAUUGGCACAGUGGGAGAUAUUUGCAGUCAGCUUGUGGUAAGAAGGGAAUAGAACACCCCUGUUCUCAGAGGGAGAAGAAUCAGAGAAGAUCUGCUGAACUUCAUGGCACAAUGCUUUAAUUUAGGCUUCUAAUUCUGGGGCCGCUGCCUAGAUGUGCUGGGAGUUUAAAGCAGUAGGCAGUGAAGUCAUGAUGCAAUUCUGAUUCAUUCCUUUAGACGUUUUGUAUCUUAUAUCCUGUGUAGUUUUAGACUUUUGAUUCUGUAAUGCCUUAGGAGAGUUAAAUAGGUAUGGCACAGAUUUCUGUCUUAUAGAUCUAUUAAACUAUGAAACCACAUUACUAACAGAUUUGCUGUUACAAUAGCAGGGACUUAGUCUGUGCAGGCCAUGCAGACGCUUCCCUGUCUGUGCCUGGCAAGGUCCAGUGCUAACUGAUGGACACGGACCAAGGAAAUGCCCAAUUCUAGGAGGUGGUGCACAUUUAUAAAGUUAAGAGGCAAAUGACAGUCUAGUAGGAUGACGGUUUUCAGCAGCUCACCAAGUUCACCUGAAAUAUGACUGGGGAAGCUUUGAUUUUAGCCUUUGGUCUUAGGUUUCAAUCAAAAUAUAUUGGAUAACUUCAGAGGGAAAAGUGGUUCCAGCACAGGUGAUUGAUUCCAGGGCAGUGACAUACUCAGAGCAGAGCAUCUCUUCCUGCAUCAUCAUUUCAUGCGGAUCAUUAAAUCCAUGUUUGUUGAAGACAGCUUCUCUCUGGAUGUUGGGGUAAUUUAGAGUUCAGAGUACAAUUUCUGUAUACGGUCAUGUUUCUGUAAUCCACAUGUGCAAUCUUGCCACUCCUCUGCAGGCGGUGAGCUCAGGAGGAAUGGUUAUGUAUCAUUUUGUACUACUGAAUGUAACAGUUCUUUGUAAAUUACUUUUG